This is a messenger RNA of Lytechinus pictus (painted urchin), 1396 nucleotides long. Its product is annotated as NHP2-like protein 1. Gene Ontology annotation, biological process: maturation of SSU-rRNA; maturation of LSU-rRNA; ribosome biogenesis. Gene Ontology annotation, molecular function: RNA binding. NCBI's taxonomy places the organism in Eukaryota, Metazoa, Echinodermata, Echinoidea, Temnopleuroida, Toxopneustidae. Gene Ontology annotation, cellular component: box C/D methylation guide snoRNP complex; precatalytic spliceosome; small-subunit processome. Bases 341 to 724 code for a protein of 127 amino acids. The record is from RefSeq and is a predicted model, not a curated record. The transcript is spliced from 4 exons.
AGCACAAACAAAACUUGCUGUUUCAAUUCUGAGCGAGAGGGCCUUCAGUACACAAGACAUGGAUAGGCUGCACAUUCAGACCCUAUAACUCGAGUGAAGGGUUUGCCCAGCAGCUCACUUGUCUCGGACUUCGUUUUUAGCAUACGAGCGCGGCGCAUAACAUCGCAUGCAUAUAUAUGUAUACGUAUAUAUAUAUACGUAUCCGAUCGAUCCGAUAUCCCCAUUAUUUGCUUUCCAUAAGUAUACGCACGUGGAGCUCGUUAGGCCUCAGUGAAGCGCAACGCCGAGAGGACCGAAAUUCAUCUUUUUCUAUCCUAACCAAUCCAAGAAACUCUCUAAUAUGGCUGAUGAAGUAAAUCCCAAAGCCUACCCCUUGGCUGAUGCUGAACUUACAAAGACUCUUCUUGAUCUGGUGCAGCAAGCUUUCAACUACAAACAGCUACGGAAGGGAGCAAAUGAAGCCACCAAGACCCUUAACCGUGGUAUCUCAGAGUUCAUCAUCCUGGCUGCUGAUGCAGAGCCUCUGGAGAUCUUACUCCACCUUCCUCUCUUGUGUGAAGAUAAGAACGUUCCUUAUGUCUUUGUCAGGUCCAAGGAAGCUCUUGGUCGUGCCUGUGGUGUCUCCCGUCCCGUCAUAUCCUGUUCAGUGACCACCAAUGAGGGCUCCCAACUGAAGCCACAGAUCACCCGUAUGCAGCAAGCAAUCGAAAAACUCCUUAUCUAAGAUGCGACUAUCUCAUACAAUCACAUGGUUGCAGAUAGGAUGAAUUCUUAUUGGUGUUCUUUUUUUUCUUUCUUAACUGUGCUGUAUUCUUUAUCAUUGCACUUAACCAAAAUAUUUAAUUGGCAAAGAUUUUUAAGAAACAUUAUUUAGAUUCAAUCUUCAAAUUAGUUUUUGCUUUUCCAGAAUUACAUCUGUGGCUUUACCCCAUUUCCAUAGGAGGCAAUUUAAUGUUAUUGUCUCUUAAAAUGGUCAUUAUUUUUGUGUAAAAAAAAGAAUAUCACAUGUGGCAGCACACAAAAUUAUAUAAAACAGACCUAAAGUACAAUAUACAUUUGUUAAAGCAUUCCAAUGAUUUUAUGGAGACACUUACUGGUGAAAUAUACAGUUUUUAUCUUUUCUUGACUAAUGUUUGCUAUAUACCGGUAAAGAUCAUAUCAAACUGAAACAACAGUUUGAAUAUAUAUAUUUUUUUCAGAAUAUUCAGUUUAAUUUCUGUCAGUAAACAAUUAGUUUUCACCAAGCAAUUAUUUAUUCUUUAUGAAUUGUUUAUCACAAAUCAUUUAUGGAAUAAAUGUUGAUCCUACAAUGGUGUGUACAUAUUAACUUGUAAGUAUUUUCAGGUUUUAGAAAAAUCAUGAUUUUUAAUAAAAUGAAUAUUUGAAGAAAAAAGAA